GUAUAAUCUCUCGUUGCUGCCUCAUAAUGUGCAUGCGUAUUUUAUUAAGCCAAAAAAAAAAAAAAAGGAUUUUUCCUUUAGACUGUUUCCAACUAUGGAAAAAACAAACAGCAUCUAUCAAGCCAUGGUUAUUUCAUUCAAGAAAAGAUGCUUUAAUCUUGAGAACUGUCCUUUUCGGGUUUUCGAAUAAAUUCCUUCACAAUUUUCCAUUCUGAAUCCCCAAAAAUUCCACUCAUCUUUUGAAGGAAUUGAAUCAGUGAGACAUGAGGAAGGAAGUAAAAACCCAAGCAAAGGUCGGAGUUGGGGUUGAAGCUUUCUGGAGCGCUUUGUCUAAGGAUUUAACUUUUGUACUUCCAAAAGCUAUUCCAAAUUUAGUGAAGGAUGUACAAGUGAUAGAAGGAAUUGGUGGUCUUGGUACUGUAAUGCUCUUCAAUUUUGGCUCUGAUGUACCAAAUAUGAUGUACCAGAAGGAAAAGAUUGUCGAGUUUGACGAGUCCCUGCAUAUAAUAGCACAGCAAGUAAUAGAAGGAGGUCAUCUGAAUUUCGGAUUUACUUCAUACAAAACAAUCUUCCAGCUAACGGCGAGCGGAGAGUCAGAGACUACAGUUGAUUUCAUGGUGGUGUACGAGACAGAAGCCGAAGAAGAAACUCAUAUGCCACUGCAGACUACAAAGUCAACUCUUACUUUCAUCAAAUGCCUUGAAAAUUAUCUGUUAAACCAACCUUCCUAGAAUUUGGUUUUUAAUUAAUUUCUUUCUCAUACUUGGUUGAGCUCAAAAUGUUAUAUAUUAAGCCUGGGAUUAUAUAUAUAUAUAUAUAUUAAUACAGUUGGUAUGAAUUAAUACAUAUAGGUAACAAUACUCUAUAAUCACAUAAUAUAUUUACACCUACAAUCCUCCUUAAUUCCACUGUACAUAGCUUGCAUGA
This is a messenger RNA of Cornus florida, 927 nucleotides long. RefSeq names its product phytohormone-binding protein-like. NCBI's taxonomy places the organism in Eukaryota, Viridiplantae, Streptophyta, Magnoliopsida, Cornales, Cornaceae. Gene Ontology annotation, cellular component: cytoplasm; nucleus. Gene Ontology annotation, molecular function: signaling receptor activity; abscisic acid binding; protein phosphatase inhibitor activity. The record is from RefSeq and is a predicted model, not a curated record. Gene Ontology annotation, biological process: abscisic acid-activated signaling pathway; defense response. The transcript is spliced from 2 exons. Bases 264 to 731 code for a protein of 155 amino acids.